Molecule: messenger RNA, 2486 nt
Organism: Punica granatum (pomegranate)
Lineage: Eukaryota; Viridiplantae; Streptophyta; Magnoliopsida; Myrtales; Lythraceae
Source: RefSeq, a predicted model, not a curated record
AAAUCAGGCAUUACAUAUAUAUAUGUUGGUGUAUAUGAAGAUAUCUUCCUCGAGACUUCCCUUUUUUUAGCGCUCUCACCAGUUGUUCUUCUAAAUCACAAUUAAAUUAAUACAAUCCCUCACACACUAACCCAUCACCCACUUUGAUCCAAUAUCUCCCUCUCUUACGUUAUAUAUCUGUCCAUUAAAUACAGAGCUUGCUCAUUGUGAAGAGACUUAGCCUAUCCUAGCUAGGAUAAUCUUUUGGUGAUCAGCCACAGCCAUGGCCGGCCCGAAUGCCGCCCCAUAUAGUGCCAUCUCGAAGCCCGCCAAGGCCGCCUCAUCUGCCACUUCUUGCCUCCGGGGUACCAGCCUCGUCACCUGGGCCUUUGUCCUUGUCCUCUGCGCCUUAUCAUACCUCCUCGGCUCCUCCCAGCAUGGUGGUGGCCGCCUCAGCCCCAUCGAUGUUUCUGCUGCCGGUGGCCAGCCUUGCUCUGGCAGCGUGGACUCCAUCGCCCUCGACUUCAACCACACCCACCGGCUUGAUGAUGUUGCCUUGCCAUUCCCCAAUGAGGUAGUCAGGAGCUACCCGCCUUGUGGCGCCGAGUACAGUGAGUAUACUCCAUGCGAGGAUGCGAAGCGGUCCCAGAGGUUUGACCAACACCGACUGAUAUACCGGGAGAGGCACUGCCCCGAGAAGAACGAGACCCUCAAGUGCAGGGUCCCAGCUCCGUACGGCUACAGGAACCCGUUUGCGUGGCCAGCAAGCAGGGAAAUAGCGUGGUACGCGAAUGUGCCCCACAAGGAGCUGACAGUUGAGAAGGCAGUCCAGAAUUGGAUCCAGUUCGAGGGGGACCGGUUCCGGUUCCCGGGGGGCGGUACCAUGUUCCCAAAUGGGGCAGACGCCUACAUUGAUAAUAUCGGGAAGCUGAUCGAUCUCAAGAGCGGAUCUAUCAGAACCGCCAUUGACACUGGUUGCGGGGUUGCUAGUUGGGGAGCUUAUCUUCUAUCAAGAAACAUCCUAACAUUGUCCUUUGCUCCAAGAGACACCCACGAGGCACAAGUUCAGUUCGCCCUCGAGCGAGGAGUGCCGGCUUUAAUCGGAGUGCUUGCCUCCAAAAGACUUCCUUACCCAUCCCGUGCAUUCGACAUGGCGCACUGCUCUCGAUGCCUAAUCCCAUGGGACCAGUUUGAUGGAGCUUAUCUUAUCGAAGUGGAUAGAGUCUUGAGGCCCGGUGGGUACUGGAUCCUGUCAGGGCCACCGAUCAACUGGAAGAAGCACUGGAAAGGCUGGGAGAGGACAGAGGAUGAUCUGAAUGCUGAGCAGAACAGGAUUGAGAAGGUAGCAAAAAGCCUUUGCUGGACCAAAUUAAUCGAGAAGGAAGAUAUUGCCAUUUGGCAGAAACCCAAGAGUCAUAUCAACUGUAAACUCAACCGCAAGCUCACUCAGAGUCCGCCUUUCUGUCCCGCUCAGGAUUCGGAUAAGGCAUGGUACACGAACAUGGAGACUUGCUUGACCACCUUGCCCGAGGUUACCACAAGUGAGGAAGUCGCGGGAGGAGAGCUCCAAAAAUGGCCUGAGAGGCUCCACGCCAUCCCACCAAGGAUCAGCAGAGGAACCGUUCCCGGGAUCACAGCUGAAGUGUUCCGAAGGGACUCAGAACUUUGGGAAAAGAGAGUUUCCAAUUACAAGAGGGUGAACAACCAGCUAGGCCAAGCCGGAAGGUUUAGAAACCUACUGGACAUGAACGCCCACUUGGGUGGGUUCGCGGCUGCUUUAGUUCAGGACCCGGUGUGGGUCAUGAAUGUAGUUCCUGUUGAGGCCAAGGUCAACACUCUUGGAGUCAUCUAUGAGAGGGGGUUGAUCGGAACUUAUCAGAGUUGGUGUGAGGCCAUGUCGACUUAUCCGAGAACAUACGACCUCAUCCAUGCUGACUCAAUCUUUACGCUCUACAAAGAUAGGUGCGAUAUGGAGGACAUCUUGCUGGAGAUGGAUAGGAUUCUGAGGCCGGAAGGGAGCAUAAUUUUCAGAGACGACGUCGAUGUUCUGGUCACAGUGAAGCAGAUUAUCGGGGCGAUGAACUACAGCAGCCAGAUUGUUGACCAUGAAGACGGGCCUCUUAUUAGGGAGAAGCUUCUAUUUGCUGUGAAAAAUUACUGGACAGCUCCAGCACCAUCUGACAAUACCCGAUCUGAGGCAUCGUGAAAGACCAAUAUACUACCUGAAGAUACAAAGGCGGGCAUAACCAAUAGCCCUUUUUUUCGCCGCUUUGGGACCGGUUUAGGAAGCAUCCUCCAUAUGAAACUUCGAUGCUCUGCCUGCCCCAAGAUACUCUUCUUUCUUUACUUGACUGAUUCUUUCAUGCAACCAUUGAUGAUUAAUUACUGUCUACACUUUUAUUCUUUCGGAAGUUCCGGUGAUUGGUUAAAGUCAUUGGCUAUCGUAAGCACCUGUAACUAUUGACAUUAUGUUAGAAAUAAAAGUUGAUCCUCUCAACAGUUUAUAC